Messenger RNA from Melozone crissalis (California towhee), 1845 nucleotides. RefSeq names its product polypeptide N-acetylgalactosaminyltransferase 14 (gene GALNT14). Gene Ontology annotation, cellular component: Golgi apparatus. Bases 29 to 1687 code for a protein of 552 amino acids. Lineage: Eukaryota; Metazoa; Chordata; Aves; Passeriformes; Passerellidae. The record is from RefSeq and is a predicted model, not a curated record. The transcript has 15 exons.
CCCGCCGGACUUUUCGCUCCUGCCGAGGAUGAGGCGGCCGACGCGGCGGCUGGCGCUGUCUCUGCUGGGGGUGCUAUGGCUCGCCGCCCUCCUCCUCUUCUUCUUCGGGGCGCGGAGGAAGUUGGAGGCGCCGGAGCCCGAGGGACACACGCCGGAGGAGCCGGAGGCGGACUGGGACGACCUGUGGGAUCAGUUUGAGGAGCGGCGGUACCUGAGCGCCCGCAGGUGGAAGGGCGGCGAGGACCCGUACCGGCUGCACGCCUUCAACCAGCGCGAGAGCGAGAGGAUCCCCAGCGACCGCGCUGUCCGCGACACCCGCCACCACAGGUGUACGACCUUGCACUACAGCCAGGACCUGCCGCCCACCAGCGUGGUCAUCACCUUCCACAACGAGGCCAGGUCCACCCUGCUGAGGACAAUCCGCAGCGUGCUGAACCGCACCCCGGUGCACCUCGUCCAUGAAAUCAUACUCGUGGAUGACUUCAGUGAUGACCCUGAUGACUGCCGCUUGCUGGGCCAGCUGCCCAAGGUGAAGUGCCUGCGGAACGGCCGGCGGGAAGGUCUGAUCCGAUCCCGAAUCCGAGGGGCAGACGUGGCCAAAGCAGGUGUCCUGACCUUCCUGGACAGUCACUGCGAGGUGAAUAAGGACUGGCUGCUCCCCCUGCUGCAGAGGAUCAAGGAGGAUCCCACCCGGGUGGUCAGUCCCGUUAUUGACAUCAUCAACCUGGACACUUUUGCCUACGUGGCAGCUUCCUCAGACCUCAGGGGAGGUUUUGACUGGAGUCUGCAUUUCAAAUGGGAGCAGCUGUCCCCGGAGCAGAAGGCCAAACGACUUGAUCCCACCGAGCCCAUCAAGACUCCCAUCAUUGCUGGGGGGCUGUUUGUGAUGGACAAGGCCUGGUUCAACCACCUGGGCAAGUAUGACAGUGCCAUGGACAUCUGGGGUGGAGAGAACUUCGAAAUCUCUUUCCGUGUGUGGAUGUGUGGGGGGAGCCUGGAAAUCAUCCCCUGCAGCCGUGUUGGGCACGUCUUCAGGAAGAAACAUCCCUACGUCUUUCCAGAGGGAAAUGCCAAUACAUACAUCAAGAACACCAAGCGCACGGCCGAGGUGUGGAUGGACGAGUUCAAGCAGUACUACUAUGCUGCCCGGCCUGCAGCUCAGGGGAGGCCUUUUGGGAACAUCCAGAGCAGAGUGGAGCUGAGGAAGAAGCUGAAAUGCCACAGCUUCAAGUGGUACCUGGAGAACGUUUAUCCUGAACUUCGGAUCCCCGAGGAAUCGCUCUAUCAGACCGGGAUCAUCAGGCAAAGGCAGAGCUGCCUGGAGUCACACAAGUCUGAAGAGCAGGAGUUCCCCAUCCUGAGCUUGAAUCCUUGUAACAGCAGCAAGGGCAUGGUGCCAAAGGCACAGGAGUGGACAUACACAUACAACCACCACGUGCGCCAGCAGCAGCUCUGUCUGUCUGUGUACACGCUCUUCCCUGGUUCCCAGGUGCUGCUGUCACCUUGUAAAGAAGGUGACAACAAGCAGCGCUGGGGCAAGGUGGGCUCGCACAUCGAGCACAUAGCCACACGCUUCUGCUUGGACACUGAGACCAUUGGGGACACCCACGAGAGCAUCAGGGAGCUGGUGAUCAACCCCUGUGAGAGCACAGCCAUGAGCCAGCGCUGGGACAUGCUCAUGUCGUGACCUGCUGCAGGACGGGCACCGGGACGUGGCCACGCGCGGCUUAGGAGGCACCGGAUGGGGGGCUCGGAUCCAAACCCUGCAGGAGAAGCAUCCAAAUAAAAAUGGGACACUGCACUCCAGGUGGAACAGCGGAUGGUGACCGCCGGGCGUGCAGCUGG